CAUCCUCAUAACUGAGACGGCAACAAAUAAAACCCGAUCCCCCACGCUCUGAAAAUCUUCUUAGCGGCGGAGGAGAAGAGAGAGAAAGAGGGUUGCAGGAGCAGGAGAAGAGAAAUGGGGAAGGGAACGGGGAGCUUUGGCAAGAGGAGGAAUAAGACCCACACACUGUGUGUGAGGUGUGGGCGCAGGAGCUUCCAUCUCCAGAAGAGCAGGUGUUCCGCCUGUGCUUACCCAGCUGCCCGUAUUCGCAAAUAUAACUGGAGUGUGAAGGCGAUAAGGAGGAAGACGACAGGGACUGGAAGGAUGAGGUACCUCCGUCAUAUGCCUCGGCGCUUCAAGAGCAACUUCAGAGAAGGAACUGAAGCAGCUCCUAGGAAGAAGAUCGCUGCUGCUUCAUUUUGAGCAACACCCCAAUCAUGGUCUUUGUGUCAACCGAGUGUUUUCAAAUUUUGUUGCAUUUUGUUCUCAACAUAUGCUACUUUGAUUCUGGUUUUUCUUCGAAGACUAUCGUGCUCCUCAGGAAUUUACUUGUUAAUUUUCCCUGCGGAGUGCUUGAUAUCCAUAGGGAGUAGUUUUCAUGGACAAUUUGAACUUAUCAUUAUGGUUGAAAAUGUGGAAUUUCAAUAGGUGCCUAUUAAUCAUUGAGUAUCUUUUGCCAA
Molecule: messenger RNA, 659 nt
Organism: Amborella trichopoda
Lineage: Eukaryota; Viridiplantae; Streptophyta; Magnoliopsida; Amborellales; Amborellaceae
Product: large ribosomal subunit protein eL37x
Biological process (GO): translation
Cellular component (GO): cytosolic large ribosomal subunit; ribosome
Molecular function (GO): structural constituent of ribosome; RNA binding
Source: RefSeq, a predicted model, not a curated record